CCUCUCGCUCUCUUUAAAGUAGCAAGAAGUAUAUGCUUCUAGCAUCUCACUCAUUUAUCCCUCGUUCCCCUUCAUUUUUAAAACAAGACGCUCUCUCUCUCUCUACAGUGAAUGAAGAAUGGCGCACUCAACAACUUCUAUUCUCCAACAGAACAACCGUUUCCUCUUCUCCUUCAAAUCCAAAUCCAAAGCCUCUAACCGUCACUUCUCCUUCCACUCUCUCCACCUCAACAAGCCUCUCCUCCCUCUCUCUUCCUCGCUCUCUUCCUUUCCUCCUUCGUCUCCGUUGUCUUCGCCUUGCUUUGUCACGCGCGUCUCCAAUGCGCCUUUAGAGUACGCGCCACCGGCGCCGGAGUUCAAUUUCGACCGGGAAAUCUCCCGCCUCAAGAGCCUCCGCUCCAAGCUCUCCGUCGCGAAGACCGUCGAGGACAAGCUCGCGGUGCUCGGCAGAGACGCGAGAGUGAAGCGAUUCUUCGAAGGCUUGAGCCGGAGCGGGUUCGCUACUGUUUUGGCUUCGCUCAGUGGGGACUCGUACGGAUUGUUUCUGGUGAAGUGCUUGGUCGCGGCGGGGCAGGAACACGUGCUCGGCUUGGAGUCCGAGAUGAGCGAAUUCGAGUCGACGUGGAGCGAUAUCAAGAGCGCGCUUUACGCGUUGGUGGAGAUGAUUGAGAAGCUCGAUAAUGGCAGGGAGCGUUCGGGGAGUAACACUGGUUUCGGUUUGAAAAGCGAAGAAGUUGGAGAUUUUGAGAAGCUGUUGAAGACUCUUGGCGAAAUUGAACGGUUCUAUGAUUGCAUUGGAGGAAUCAUUGGAUAUCAGAUUACGGUGCUUGAGCUUCUUGCACAAGCAACAUGUGAAAGGGAGACAACAAACUGGUCCCAUCACAUAAAUAAAUUAAUGGAAUGCCAAUUUACCGAAAUUCAUGCUCCUAGAGGAAUUGACCUUUCUCAAGAUACAGAAUAUGCAUCUCAAGCAGCUAUUUGGGGAAUUGAGGGCUUGCCAGACCUAGGUGAAAUCUAUCCUUUGGGAGGCUCCGCAGAUAGGCUUGGUUUGGUUGAUCCUGACACAGGUGAAUGUCUUCCUGCUGCAAUGCUUCCUUAUUGUGGACGGACUUUAUUGGAACGGCUUAUAAGAGAUCUUCAGGCUAGAGAGUUCUUGUACUUCAAGAUGUAUGGAAAACAAUGUAUCACACCUGUUGCAAUCAUGACAAGUCCUGCAAAGAAAAACCAUGAACGCGUCACUUCUCUUUGUGAAAGACUUGGAUGGUUUGGAAGAGGUCGAUCAAGUUUCCAAUUUUUUGAACAGCCUCUUGUUCCAUCAAUUAGUGCAGAAGAUGGGCAAUGGGUGGUGGCUAAACCAUUCACACCUGUAUGCAAACCUGGUGGUCAUGGUGUUAUAUGGAAGCUUGCAUAUGACAAAGGCAUCUUCAAAUGGUUUUAUGAUCAUGGAAGAAAAGGGGUAACAGUCCGACAAGUCAGUAAUGUUGUUGCUGCCACGGAUGUGACACUUUUGGCAUUGGCAGGAAUCGGUUUACGUCAUGGAAAGAAACUGGGGUUUGCAUCCUGUGAGCGACGAUUGGGGGCUACAGAAGGAAUUAAUGUUCUAAUUGAGAAGAAAACUCUUGAUGGGAGGUGGGCCUAUGGUGUGUCAUGCAUUGAAUAUACAGAGUUUGGCAAAUUUGGAAUCACCAAUGGAUCUCUUUCUCCCAAAAGUUUGCAGGAGAAGUUUUCUGCCAAUACGAACAUCCUAUAUGUGGAUUUAGCAUCUGCAGAGUUGGUUGGAUCAAGCAAAAAUGAAAACAGUUUACCAGGCAUGGUGCUGAAUACAAAAAAGCCAGUUGUAUAUGAGGAUGCUUUUGGAAACAGGCAUAGUGUCCCUGGUGGAAGAUUGGAAUGCACAAUGCAAAAUAUUGCAGAAAACUUUUUCAAUACAAGUUCAUCCCGUUGUUAUAACGGAGUGGAAGAAAAGAUGGACACGUUUAUUGUGUAUAAUGAACGAAGAAGGGUCACAUCAUCUGCUAAGAGGAAAAGAAAACUCGCAGACAAGUCAUUACACCAGACUCCAGAUGGUUCACUUUUGGAUAUAUUACGAAAUAUACACGAUCUUCUUUCCAAGUGUGAUAUUAGACUUCCUGUGAUUAAAGGUAACGAUGAAUAUGUUGAUUCUGGACCACCAUUUCUCAUCCUUCUGCACCCUGCUCUUGGCCCACUCUGGGAGGUCUCAAGACAAAAAUUUCAUGGAGGCUCCAUAUCCAUGGGCUCUGAGCUACAAAUAGAGGUUGCGGAGUUUUUGUGGAGGGAUGUUCAGCUUGAUGGAAGCCUGAUCAUUGAAGCUGAAAAUGUUAUGGGGUCAAUCAGGAUUGAUGAAAAUGGUGAACCUAUCCUAAAAUAUGGGCAGAGGUGUGGAAGAUGUAAAUUGCAGAAUGUCAAGGUACUGAAUAAGGGAAUCGACUGGGGUUCUGGAAACAACAUAUACUGGAAGCAUGAUGUGCAGCGCUUUGAGGCAUUUAAGGUCAUACUGCAUGGAAAUGCUGAAUUUGAGGCAACUGAUGUUAUCUUACAGGGAAAUCAAGUAUACGAAGUUCCAAAUGGCUACAAACUGAAGAUCACACCAGGCAAAUCAGGUUUAUCAGUCCAGUUGGACCCUAUUGAACAGAGUAUGAUGGACAGUGGAAGUUGGUUCUGGAACUACAAGAUAAAAGGCAAUCACAUUCAGCUGGAAUUGGUAGAGUUGUAAAUUACGUACUGGCUAGUCUUAACACCUCCCCUAAUGUGAACCUUGGUUCACAAAUGCAUUGGAGGCCUGUAAAUAAGAUCUGAAGGGUUCCAGCUGUUGCUUUAUUCUUGGUUGGAUAUGCCCUUGUAACUGUAAUGUACAAGAACAUAUAGAGUUCAAGCAAAGAAAGUUCUAUUGUUCAUCAACA
Messenger RNA from Quercus lobata, 2921 nucleotides. RefSeq names its product UDP-glucose pyrophosphorylase 3 (gene UGP3). Lineage: Eukaryota; Viridiplantae; Streptophyta; Magnoliopsida; Fagales; Fagaceae. The transcript has 17 exons. Gene Ontology annotation, biological process: UDP-N-acetylglucosamine biosynthetic process. The record is from RefSeq and is a predicted model, not a curated record. Gene Ontology annotation, molecular function: UDP-N-acetylglucosamine diphosphorylase activity. The coding region runs from base 119 to 2734 and encodes 871 amino acids.